Molecule: messenger RNA, 2332 nt
Organism: Menidia menidia (Atlantic silverside)
Lineage: Eukaryota; Metazoa; Chordata; Actinopteri; Atheriniformes; Atherinopsidae
Source: the annotation of a GenBank genome assembly
CCCAGUUUAGAAAAACCUCAGCCCAGGCCCAUCCUAAAACAGGAGGGGAUGGGCCACUACUAAAAGCAACCUCAAGACUUCAGAAUCUGUCAGUCUGUAAACUGAUGAGUUAAAGAAACCAGACAACACAGUUUUUAGUUUAGUAACAAGUUUUUAGAUCCAUCUUGAGUCUGUGCCAAUUUCUGAGUCAUAUUUCAACAAUACAACAGCGUGUCUGCUGCCUCUAUCGUCAUUUUGUUUCUUCAAAUCCACUGGAUCUAUCUUGUAUCACGCUGCAUCAGCUGACUGAAUGACCAGCAUGUCAGAAGAGGUGAAGCUGGAAUGUGUCUCGCUUAGUCCUGUGAGCAUGGCAACCGACCCUGAGCAGGGGCCGCUUUGCAUUUUUGGGACGGGGGACUUGGGGCGCUCUUUGGGGCAACGCUUGCUCCAGGCAGGAUACAAGGUGGUUUACGGCAGUCGUAGACCUCACAGCUGCGGGCCCUUACCUGCUGGAACUCAGGCAAUGAGCCAUGAGGCAGCAGCCAAGUCAGCCAAUCUGGUCUUUAUUUGUGUACACAGAGAACACUAUGACUUUCUGGAGAGACUUGCGCCUCAACUCGUGGGGAAGGUGCUGGUAGAUGUCAGCAACAAUCUUAAGAAGAAUAUAUACCCAGAGGCCAACGCAGAGUUUCUGCAGAGGCUAGUCCCUGGAGCUCAUGUGGUGAAGGCCUUUAAUACCUUGUCUGCCUGGGCCCUUCAGAAUGGACCCUCGGAUGCCAACAGACAGGUGUACCUGUGUGGCAACAGUGUUGUGGCUAAGCAGGCCGUGGAAGAGACAGCUACCAAACUGGGCUUCACAGUUCUGGAUAGAGGGUCUCUGUCUGCAGCCAGAGAACUGGAGGACUUCCCCCUGCAGCUGUUCCCAGAAUGGAGGCUUCCCAUUCGCCUGGCCGUUGGCCUGACCGCAGCCUUCUUCUUCUAUCUGGUCAUCAGAGAUAUCAUCUUUUCCUAUGUCGAACAGGGGAAAGACAUCUCCUUCAGAAUCAUGGUGUCCCUGGCAAACAAGGUGUUUCCCAUUGUUUCUCUUAUUUUGCUGUCUUUGUGUUAUCUGCCUGGAGUGAUUGCUGCCUUCCUUCAGCUCUAUAGAGGAACUAAAUACAAGCGUUUCCCUGACUGGUUGGAUCGUUGGAUGCUGUGCAGGAAACAGCUGGGUCUGCUGGCUCUUGCCUUAGCUUCCCUGCAUGUGCUGUACACUCUUAUCAUUCCUAUAAGGUAUUAUGUGAGAUUCAGGAUUGCAGCUCACACAAUCUCACAGAUCAAGGAGAACAAAACAUCAGAGUUUGACACAACCAUGGCCUGGCGCACUGACUCGUACUACUCUAUGGGGAUUUUAGGAUAUGGCCUGUAUGUCCUGUUGGGACUAAGCUCUCUCCCUUCUGUCAGCAACAGUCUCAGCUGGAGAGAGUUCAGCUUCAUUCAGUCCAAGCUUGGAUACUUGACACUGUUCUUCUGUACCUUUCAUACUUACCUUUACGGUUGGGACAAAUUCCUUCGCCUGUCCGCCUACAAAUGGUACACCCCUCCCGCCUACAUGCUCAGCCUGGUGGUGCCCUCUGUGGUCCUGGUGCUGAGGCUGCUGCUCUUUCUGCCUUGUAUGGACAGAAGUCUCAUCCGUAUUCGACAAGGCUGGGAGAGGACUGACCCAGAGAACGACACCAAGAAAUCCCUGCUAACGUAGAAUGCCUUAAUUACAGAGACAGAUGCAUCCGUAGGCACGGGGAAAAAACUAAACUAAGACACAGGCAAGGUAGAUUUAUACGGAGAGCAGACCACCAUAAAGGAGACCACUACCUGAGGGUCUCAGAGUCCGAAUUGGACCAUAUAUAGGGACUUGUCUUGCAACAAUAUAUAUUAUGUCAUAUGACUGUAACAACAUUAUUCCAAAACAAAGCAAAGUUAGCACUGACAUCUAUUAGCACAUGUUAACAUAAGUCAUUGCAACUGGGAAACCUUUUAAGCAACUUCAGUGCACUCUCAAUUGCAGUUUAACUACCAAGUUAUAUCCAUGUAUUGUUACAUUGUUAAAUGUUACUGAAAAUUAUAGAAAUAUCAGUGAAGUUGAUUUUACUUUUAUUUCCUAUUUUUUUACUUCCUGUUAACCUUCAAUUGUUACGCCAUGUUUAUUGAUGUUAAAGGCUCAUGUUUAUUUGGAUUUAUGUUACUUAUCUGACUUAGUCUGUUUUUCUUUAAUUGUCAUUUUAGAUUAAGUUCGAUUCUGUGAAAAGGUCACUGAAUUUUAAUAGAAUCCACUGUACGAUGAAUGCAUCUGAAUCUAAAUAAAAUUCAUUGUGAC